UUCCCUUCCUGCACGAAUAGUGUGACAAAGCAGAGGCAGCCGGGGAACGCAUUCAGCAGUAGCGCCUGCACUGCUAAGCUGCAUUCUCGCAACAGAUCUGGGGCAAGAGGGCAGCAGGCCAUGCAUAAACACAACUAGGGGAGAUAAUGGUGCCCAGCUACUCUUAGGAACUGAAGAGCUAUAGUUGUCCAUGUUUCACUGCUAGACAGUCUCUGGUUUUGCUAACAGAGGGCAGAGGAACUUGUGUUUUCUUAAUAUAAUAGGCUCCAAGUUUUUUAUUCAUCAACUCAUUUUUUUUUUUCAAACAUGGGGUGCUCCUCGUCCAGUGCACAGACUGUUGAUCAAGAGAAAAGACCAGGUACAAAGCCAGAGGAAAGCAAUGGAGAUACAGUGGCACUCAGAAACGGUAUCAUCCCAGAAGAUGCACAAACCAUUGAGGACCAGAUGCAGUUGCCUGUGCAGACUGCCUUACCAGACGAUCUUCAACCGGGAGCCGAUGAUGAGGCGGAGGCCGUGUUGGUAGCCCUGGAGGCCCAGGAGGAUCUUGGCUCUGGGGAGGACCUCCUGACUGCUCCUGAGCCUCUGCCAGAAUCUGCUGCCCCUGCAGAGCCAGCCCCAGAGGCCGCUGCUCCAGCGGAGGCUGCUGCUCCAGCGGAAGCCGCUACGAAACUUGAGGCUGCUGUAGCUUUGGUGGAGGCACUUCCCCCUGUGGAAGAAGCUGCCGCUGUAGAAACUGUAGUGGUUGAGGCCGCUCCGGAGGUCCAAGCCCUUGUUGAGGCUACAGUGGAGGCCCCUUCUGAUGAAUCUGUUGUAGCUGUGCAGGCAGAGACCCCUGCUGUUGUUGAGGAGGUGGCCGCUGAGGCAGUAGAGGCCUCUCCUGAAGUUGCCACCCCUGCGGUUGAAUCUGUUGUAUCAGAGCCAGCAGAGGCCUCUCCUGAAGUUGCCACCCCUGCAGUUGAAUCUGUUGUAUCAGAGCCAGCAGAGGCCUCUCCUGAAGUUGCCACCCCUGCGGUUGAAUCUGUUGUAUCAGAGCCAGCAGAGGCCUCUCCUGAAGUUGCCACGCCUGCUCUUGAACCUGUUGUAUCAGAGCCAGCAGUGGUCCCAGUGAUUGUGGAAGAGGCAGCAGCUGUAGCGGCUGAGGGCCCUGCUGAAGUGGCUGCUCCUGUGGAGGCAGAGGCUCCAACUGACAAUGCUGCACCAGCUCCUGCCUCAACAGCACAAUGUGAAUCCUCAGAACCAGGUGAAGUUUCAGCACCAGCACUAAGUGAGGCCUCAGCACCAGCUGAAGCGGUAGCCCCAAGUGAAGUUUUAGUAUCAGACGAGGCUUCUGCACCAGGUGAAGCUGCAGCCCCAGGUGAAGCUGCAGCCCCAGCUGAAGCUGCAGCCCCAGGGGAAGCUGCAGCCCCAGGGGAAGCUGCAGCCUCAGUGGAAGCUGCAGCCCCAGGUGAAGCUGCAGCCCCAGCUGAAGCUGCAGCCCCAGCAGAAGCUGCAGCCCCAGGGGAAGCUGCAGUCCCAGUGGAAGCUGCAGCCCCAGCGGAAGCUGCAGCCCAAGCUGAAGCUGUAGCCCCAGGUGAAGCUGCAGCCCCAGUUGAAGCUGUAGCCCCAGGUGAAGCUGCAGCCCCAGGUGAAGUUUCAGCACCAGAUGAGGCUUCAGCACCAGGUGUCUCAGCACCGGCUGAAUCGUCAGCACUCAUAGAGGCAGCACAGCUUCUUAUAGAUCCAAAGAUUGCGGCAGCAACUAUUCCAGAGUUGCCUCCAUUAUCUCCAGUCACUGUUGAGGCCCAAACUGAGCCUCAGAAGGCCGUUGAGGAGGCAACAGCACCUCCAGCAGCAACAACUGUGAGCUCAGAGUCUGCGGCAGCACCAGUGGAGACUCCUGUGGUUAAAUCCACCCCAGCUGAAGCACCCUCGGCACCAGCCCCUGAGCCCUCACCUGAAGUGGUGUCUGCAACUGAGGCCUCUCAGGAUACAGACAGCGUGAAAGCCAAAAAGGAAGAUUGAGUCGACUGAAGAGAUGCACCAAAAUAACUAAACCCCCAAAGCUACCAUUGCACGGAAACUGGAAGAAAAACAAGACAAAGCAAUAAACGCUACAUUUUCAGUAUUGUCAUCAGCACUUACCAAACUGUACACCAGAUAUGUUAAUAUGCAUGGUGCCUUGAUAACAUGUCCUUUAGGACAUUUUUCCUACAUUUGUAAAUAUAAACCUUUUAUUAUGUUUUUCUAUUGAGACCUUAAGUGCCUGGAGCCACAUACAGUACUCCACACGCAGGCCUAUGCAGAAAAAAAGCCUAUAAAAACACUUAGAUGAGACAAGAGGGUGCAAUACUCUGUGAAAUCUGUGAACUCUUGUGAGAGUGUGAUUACUUCUGCUUCUGAGGAAUACAAGCCAAACGCAACUGUGAAUAAAAUUAUGCAAAGAGUUUAAGGUGACACAAACACCAAACCGGGUGGAUGAACACACCAACUAGGUUUACACUGCCAGCCUAAUUUUGUAUCCCCUAUAUUGAACUGAUUUUAAAGUAUGACAUUUUCACAGAUUGAAUUUUUAGGUUUUAUUAAGUCUAAUUUCUGCCAUAAAUCCACAUUUCUAAUUGGUGUUUUAACAUUAUUUAAUUAAAGCCUUUCUAAUAAGGUUCAUUUAAUUAAUAGGAAUGACAAUACUAAAUGUUAUGUAACAGUGUGGACAGUGUAAUACUGAUAAACACUACUGUAAGUCAAAUCUGUGUUUCUUUUCUGUUUUAAGUAAGAAAGGAAACAUGCAUGCAGAUGAUCAGAUGCAUAUACAAAAGAUUAGUAAUGACAUAAUCAUUGCCAGGUUGAGGAUGCAGAUGAUAACCCAAGUUCUGAUAUGUCGUCUUGCUGUUCCAUGAAGCCAUUUUGUGAAGCAGCACCGCAGCUGGCAGAUGUUCAUUUAAUUAUCUUUCUGAAAAUGAAGGCGUUUCCAACUAUAAAUUCAACAACGCAUUCUCACGAACGUGGUCGUAUGAUAUCGUACAAAAACUUGUUCACACCCAUUCGUAUGAUAUCCUACGAGAUUAGGUGACCGCUGCUUGGUCACGUGACAACCGGUCACAUGGCAGUUAAAUUUAGCCAACAAAAGGUGACUUUUGAGCACUGUGACACUGUGAGCUGCCGGUCAUUUCAACAGCCUUUACAGUUAAGUUUAGCGGCGGUGACAGUUAAGUUUAGGCACCAAAACAACUAGUUGCAUGGGACACGAGAACGCAUUUCCUGGGUGCAUGUCUUGUGUUUUCCCCGGGACGCAAACUCUGCUCCACGGCCUAAAAGCCCUGUGUUUUAUGAUUUAUUUUUUAUGACAUCCAGCAGCAGUCAAUGAGGUGCAUAUAGCAAAAAAUACUGUGAAUACAUAUGAAUUAAAGUGCUCUACUUUUCGUAGCGAUAUGUACGAAUGUUGGAUGAAAACAGCCUAAUUCAAAGGCCUCUUAAGGCCUAGCAACGCUGAUGACAUAUGCACAUUGGUUUUGGUUUGCGUGCAUUACAUACAUGUGUCGCACAUUAAGAGAUCGCCUAGGACAUGAUUUUUUAAUUAUUAGUUCUUAGUCUAAGUUCUUAGAAAAUUAUUUCAAUUGUGUAAGAUGUGAUGUACGGAAGUGGAGAAUGGCCGUGCUUUAAAUUAUUGUUUUAAUGCCAUUAUCUCAACAAGAUCACAAGUUAAUAAUUGGAUUUUGGUUUUUUCGAGAUCACGGGAUAAUUAUCCCGAGGUAACGAAAUAAUUAACUUGUGAUCUCGAGACAACCGCGUUAAAAAAAUAACAAUUGCAUGCGCGACCGUGCUCGGCUUUUGUAGUGAUGGAUAUUGUGGGAACAAAUUUGUUUUGAUGUCUAUCUUUUUUCAUCCGUUUCUUUCUCUGUAAUAUAUUCCUUAUCUGAGCUUUGUCUAUGAUUCUGCUAACCUAGUGUACAGAAUAAAGUUUGAAUCACUAAUA
This is a messenger RNA of Perca fluviatilis (European perch), 3949 nucleotides long. RefSeq names its product skin secretory protein xP2-like. Bases 307 to 2001 code for a protein of 564 amino acids. The transcript has 4 exons. Lineage: Eukaryota; Metazoa; Chordata; Actinopteri; Perciformes; Percidae. The record is from RefSeq and is a predicted model, not a curated record.